AUGGCUCCUAGUCGGCGACGUGUCGGCCGCACGCUCCGUCGUUCUCGUCGUCGCACCGCCACUUACAGCAGCACAAGCACUCGCUCUACAUCUGGACUCGGACCAUUACAGGCCAUUGGUGAGAACACUAUCGUAGAGCUUACAGGAGACGACGAUGCACUGGUCAGCGACACACGCUUUGGUCUUCCGUCUAUGACGUUGGGAAUUUCGUCACCUAAGAAGAAGCAAAAAAACUUGCGAAAGAAGAAUAAGAAGACAAAGAAAAGACCACGAGAGUCGACGCUUUUCCGACGGGAGGAAGACCGCUUGCAGCAGCUGGAGAUGCUACUGGAUGAGCUGGAGACUCAAGGUCUCGACAAAAUGCAGGAGCAGUGUGACGAAAUAAUGGCAGAUGCUGAGAGACGUGCGCAGGAGCUUGAGGUAGAACUCAAGAUGCAGCUGCUUAUCAUGCCGGCGGCUGUGCGGCAGAUGCCCUGGAAAACCUUCGUAGAGGAUUUUGGUGGAGACUUAAACAAUGCCGUUUACAGUCUAUCCCAAUUGCAAACAUCUCCUUCGAGCAUUAGAUCCUCCAUGGCUCGUCAUGACAUUGUAGCUGCUAUGCCAUGCGUCGUUGCGGACCAUGAAAAAAGUGACGAGGAUGAGAAUGACGACACCGAUCACACCUCAAGGGAUCACCGUCUGUCGGUAUUUAUGACGCCCCUAAAUGGUCAUCGGACGGAGACAGUCCCGCGCACUGUUUUGCGGACAGCACGUAAGGGAGAAACCACCUAUUCAAUUCGAGGCUCCCCCAUCAUUCCCGACACUGUGGCAAAGGCGCCUGCUGGAUCAUUGGUUGCUACGUUUGAGAAGGGGUUAGAACCAACAACUUGCUUACGACUUGACAGUGAGCGUGUCCUUAACUUAGCCCGGCCAGAGGAACUCUCUGCGCAAUCGCGCGGAGAAGCCACAUCCAAAUUAAAAGCGCUUCAGGCCAAGAUCGCGCAACUAUUACAGCAGAUUAACCCUUGCGUUCAUUAA
Messenger RNA from Peronospora farinosa, 1017 nucleotides. NCBI's taxonomy places the organism in Eukaryota, Oomycota, Peronosporomycetes, Peronosporales, Peronosporaceae. The record is from the annotation of a GenBank genome assembly.